Messenger RNA from Archocentrus centrarchus (flier cichlid), 837 nucleotides. RefSeq names its product epithelial mitogen homolog (mouse) (gene epgn). Lineage: Eukaryota; Metazoa; Chordata; Actinopteri; Cichliformes; Cichlidae. The record is from RefSeq and is a predicted model, not a curated record. Bases 47 to 535 code for a protein of 162 amino acids. Gene Ontology annotation, molecular function: epidermal growth factor receptor binding; growth factor activity. The transcript has 5 exons. Gene Ontology annotation, biological process: positive regulation of cell population proliferation; positive regulation of mitotic nuclear division; epidermal growth factor receptor signaling pathway.
CGUGCAGGCAGAAGGAGCUGAAAACACCACAUCACCAAAGGACAGGAUGUUUGAACAAAGACGGACAUGCCCGGAGAAGCCCCUCCUGUCAGCAGUGGCAGUGCUGCUGCUCUUGGCUGCAGGAGGACGAUCCGCGGUGCUGACUGACAACCUCCAGACCCCAGAAACUCCUCUCUCAAACUCAUCUCUGAUCCCUCAGCUCAACAGAAGUAGCAUGGAGACACCUGUAGUCCUACCUUUACACAGACCAUGUGAAAGCAAACACGAUACUUACUGUGCCAACGGUGGCAGGUGCAUGUAUCCCCAAGACAGUGACAAACCUUCUUGCAUCUGCGAACACUCGUACAGCGGGCCGCGUUGCAUGUUUGUCGAACCCAGUCGUGGUUUGCCUGAUGUGGAGCAAGUGAUUGGCAUCAUUUUGGGGAUAUUCAUACUCAUCAUAUUCCUGGCCAUUGCGGUUUACUUCCUGGCCUGGAAAAGGUGUAGAAAAUCACCACUGCCAAUAAAAUCUGUACCUUCUGAGACCCCAGUGUGACCUCUGCAACUCACUCCUCCUCAUCCUCCACCAUUUCACAGCACUGGAUAAUCUGCAAGUCUACGAAGCGAAGAAGAUGAUGUUUGAAAAAGCAAUGAGACAACAUUUCAUUUUGAUAUUAUUUAUGUGAAAGUACUUGACUGUUAUGAGAGGAAAUCAACAAGGAAAGGGCAAGCUCUACCAAACUUUAUAUUAAAUAUUUUUAUAAUGAUUGCUUUAUUCUCCUGUUGAAAGAAUAAGAAUUAAUGAACGUAUAUAUUUAUUGUAAUAUUGUAAUAAUAGGUAAAUUAUUCUAAUUUAUC